Messenger RNA from Trichoderma citrinoviride, 1392 nucleotides. RefSeq lists its product as hypothetical. The transcript has 7 exons. Lineage: Eukaryota; Fungi; Ascomycota; Sordariomycetes; Hypocreales; Hypocreaceae. Bases 1 to 1392 code for a protein of 463 amino acids. The record is from RefSeq and is a predicted model, not a curated record.
AUGACGUAUGGGGCAUUAGGGGCCAAGGGACGAAACACUUGUCUGAAGGACUUGCAUAUUGACGGGAGACGGCGGUUUGACACGGAGGGCUCACCCUAUACAUGUUCACGUCUUGUGCAGUGCAUCCUUUCACGCGCAUCAAGGCUCCUCCUCCUCCUGCUCACCCCCCCCCCGUCAGACCCUCCCCAGGCCGCAUUUCCCGCUGACGCACCCCCCCAUGGCCUGAAUACGGGCUUCCACAGGCCCUCGUUGGCUCCUGACGGGGCCCGUCUUAGCGCUCGUGGGCUGUGUCAGUUGGAAACGGAAGCCCAACCAGGGCGCCACAGCCAAUACGGCCAGGCGCCAAGUGCUGGAGCGUCCACUGAUCCGAGGGAUCCCUCCCACUAUUACGGACUGACGCUCGUCCUCGCCAUUCCUCGACCUCGACUCGCCGCCAAAACACCAAACUCGCGUCCAUCGCCAGGCCCUUCCGCGUCGGACUUCCUUUCGCUACUUUGUCGCUUCGUUUUCCCUUUCGCUCGCCCGACACGCGCCGUUUCCGCCACUGCCGCGGUUUCUCUCAUCCUCCGUGACGGAUCUUCAUCGUACAUAUUCUUCGACUCCUCCUCCCGCCUCUGCGCCUUCAUCGCCCGCUCCACCACGUCACAAUGGGUAAUCAUAAGCCUCCCUGCUCUCCCACUUCCGAGCGGUCCGUCUAACAAGCCCGCAGCUGCUCAAGCGCCCAUCACCACCCUCGUGCCCUUUGCCGAUCGCGCCCAGCUGCCCGCCUGCGCAGCCGCCUGCGGCCACCUCUACGAUGCCAACGGCGCCUGCGUGCCUCCGGCCAUUCCCACCAACACCCCUGCCGCCUACACGUCGUGCUUCUGCUUCGACCCUCGUCUUGCGCCCUUUUCCACCACCACUGCCGGCGUAUGCGACAAUGCCUGUACCGGCGACCCCAACGGCCUCGCCUCCAUCACGAACUGGUACCACAGCGUCUGCAACGUCAAGAACGUAGCUGCGCCCACGACCACCAGCACCACAACCACCACCACCGGCAAUCCUUCCGCUCCCCAGCGGACAGACCAGGCCCCGAGCGGCGACUGGAUCUCCAACCACUGGCAAUGGGUCGUCAUGCUCGUCAUCCUCGUCGUUGGUAUCGCCGGCAUCUGGAUUGGCGCCUGCAUCUGGCGCCGCCGCUACCUGCGCAACCGCGAACUCCGACGACAAGCCGGCGGCGGCAACACCAACUCUUGGGGCUCUGGCGUGCCCGCCGCGGAAGCCGGUGCAGGCAUUCCCAUGACCUACCAGGACAAGGCGCAUGCGGCCGCCGCUCUGCCGAACUUUACUUCCACCUCCGAGAAGCGCGGCACGACGACGAGAGCGAAGCUGUGGCCGUUUUCCUCAUCAUGA